AUGGGUAAGCGAAAGAAGUCGAGCAGGCAGCCCCAACAAACACGAAAGAAAGAACCACUGCCCACCACAUUUGCAUGUCUGUUUUGCAACCACGAGAACUCGAUCAUAGUAAAACUGGACAAGAAGCUUGGUCUGGGAAACCUCACUUGCAAAGUGUGCGGGCAACGAUUUCAGACAGGAAUCAAUUACCUCUCUGCCGCCGUUGACGUGUACUCGGACUGGGUGGAUGCUUGUGAUGCGGUUGCCAAAGACACUGCCCAUAGAUACGAAGAAAAUGAUGCCCGCGCCGGACACACAAAUGACUUCAGUGCUUCACCUAGUGCUCGAAACCUGAAUACCGAUGAUGUGGAUCCUGGUGAAGAAUAUGCUGAUGAUUACUGA
Aspergillus aculeatus ATCC 16872 is the source of this 381-nucleotide messenger RNA. Its product is annotated as transcription elongation factor 1 family protein. Lineage: Eukaryota; Fungi; Ascomycota; Eurotiomycetes; Eurotiales; Aspergillaceae. The transcript is spliced from 4 exons. Bases 1 to 381 code for a protein of 126 amino acids. Gene Ontology annotation, biological process: transcription elongation by RNA polymerase II. Gene Ontology annotation, molecular function: RNA polymerase II complex binding. The record is from RefSeq and is a predicted model, not a curated record. Gene Ontology annotation, cellular component: transcription elongation factor complex.